Messenger RNA from Salvia splendens (bonfire salvia), 1202 nucleotides. RefSeq lists its product as uncharacterized. NCBI's taxonomy places the organism in Eukaryota, Viridiplantae, Streptophyta, Magnoliopsida, Lamiales, Lamiaceae. Gene Ontology annotation, biological process: response to heat. Bases 130 to 1041 code for a protein of 303 amino acids. The transcript has 7 exons. The record is from RefSeq and is a predicted model, not a curated record.
CAUUGAAUUCACAAAAAAUCAACAUAUCACAUCACAAUGGCAAAAAUAUCUCGAAAUCCAAUCUUAAAUUGAGCAAUUCCUUCAGCAGAAACGCUGCAGUGUGGUUGGUUUUACAAAGUGUUUGUGAAAAUGGAGAGUGAAAUUGUGAGGAGAAGAGCGAAUAUUAUUGCAUUCCACUUAGCUAUUCAUGAAGAUAUAUCAGCCACUGCUACACACGUUUUCCCCAUGAGGUGUAGCAAUAGUCUGAACUCUGUCAUCCGGAGAUACGACAACAGGAUGUACUUUGCUCGGCAAGGAACGAGUUCUCAAGGUUGCUACAUGAGACAGGCUUUACAUGAACAGGGGAACUACGUGCAACCCAGCAUUCCUUCACAAUCCACGGAUUCUGGAAAAAAGGGAUCUGCUUCCCUUGAUGCACCAUCAUAUUCUAGACCUGCUCAAGUGGACCCUUUCAAAAUGGAUCAAGGUUGCGGGUAUACUGACCCUUCUUCAGAAGGUCCUGUGUUUGCAAGGCCAACUACUGAAGAAGGGAAGCCCGUGUUCCAGUCUGUGGAAAAGGCUCGUAAUGUUGCACAAACAGGAUCUGAGUGGUCACCGAGAAUGGAUGUUGUAGAAUCUGGAUUCAAUUAUGUCAUCACGCUAGAAGUUCCCGGUGUUAGCAGGGACAAUGUGAAGGUAGAGGUUGAUGACCAAAGCCUGGUUAUAAGUGGCAACCGGCUAAAUUGGUCGUGUGGUGGAGGACGCUGUUCCAACGAGCCGAUCAUGGCUUAUCACAUAAGAGAGAUUUCACAGGGGCCAUAUCACAUUGUUUGGCCACUUCCUGUUAACGCACAAAAGGAUAAUGUAUCAGCAGAAAUUCAACCUCUUGUCAAUGUUGUGACAUGCAAGAAAAUAGAGCACCAUUUCAACUCAUAUAUGCUUGUUAUUCUUGUCAUCUGUUCGUUCGAUGCAAUCAAUCGUUUACUAGCAAAGGACGGGCUGCUUUGCAUUACGAUCCCCAAACUUUCCGGGCUGCGGUGGCUGAGGAAGGCAUACAUGUAGGUCUAAAUAUACAGAUAGCUGUUCUGUGUUACCAAACAGCAAUGUGUGUGUGUGUUUAAUAACUAGUUAUCAUAAAGAGAUAUGUAUAUGUAUAUGUAUACGCUUGCAUGUUUUCUUUGGUUUCUAAAAUAAAAGGUUAAAUAAAUGAAAAUCCUGUACAA